UACCUUGACGUCACGAUGGUUGCCUACUGGAGACAAGCUGGGCUUAGCUACAUCAGAUUCUCUCAAAUCUGUGCAAAGGCAGUCAGGUCAUCUUUGAAACCUCAGUUUAAAGCAGAUGCUGAAAAGGCUGCAGUAUCCAAUGUUAAAAUUAUAAAGCCUAAAAAGGAGUAAGCAAGGUGUCUGAACGCUGGAUCAAACUGAAUGCUGUCGCUCUGAGAAAAGUAAUCGUUAUGUUUCCCAUCCAUAUUUAAAAACAAAACAUACACCGACCUCAUAGCAAGUUUUAACUCCAUGAGUAAAUAAAAUGUAUGAUUUGUUUGA
Molecule: messenger RNA, 321 nt
Organism: Bombina bombina (fire-bellied toad)
Lineage: Eukaryota; Metazoa; Chordata; Amphibia; Anura; Bombinatoridae
Gene: ATP5F1E
Product: ATP synthase F1 subunit epsilon
Exons: 3
Coding region: 16-171 (51 amino acids)
Biological process (GO): proton motive force-driven mitochondrial ATP synthesis
Cellular component (GO): mitochondrial inner membrane
Molecular function (GO): proton-transporting ATP synthase activity, rotational mechanism
Source: RefSeq, a predicted model, not a curated record